UUGUUCCUCCUCCGGUUCAUUUUCAUCGAGUCUCAAGCGUUUUAUAUGGUCAUGGCUUCUUCUUCUUCUCUCGCUGCGUUUCCUUGUUUGAAUCCUUGGCCUCUCACUCCUUCAAGAUUCUCACAAACCCUGAAUUCUCCUUUCCUCUCCUCCCCUUGUUCUGUUUUGAACCUAAAACACGCAUCUUCGCUGCUUCUUAAAUCGAGGAUUCGAAUCUCCUCCUCUCAUCGCGUGCCGACAAAAACACUCGUUGUUUUGUCUGCCCAGACUAGUCUCCUGAAAGUUCUUAAAACCGCAUGGAAUAUUGGGAAAGAUGGAAUCGAAGCAGGAACCAACCUAGUACCUGUUUCUGUGCCUAGACCUGUUGCUAGGAUCUCAGUGACAAUUGCAGCAUUGGCGGUUUCAUUGUUUGUUCUCAAGUCGUUUCUAUCAACUGCUUUCUUUGUAUUGGGUACAAUGGGAUUUGCAUAUUUCUUAUUCAUAGCCUUCAACAAAGAUGAAGCUCCUAAACAGAGAGGUGGAGAAGAUAAUAUUUCUGGUUCCACACCAAUGGAUAAUGAUCCACUUGAAGAAGCAAAGAAAAUUAUGGACAAGUACAAGUAAGGAGCUUUAUCAGUUCUUUUUUUUCUCAUAUGAGAGAGAGAGAGAGAAUGUAUACGGAUAUAAAUAGAUGGUUUAAGUUUUCUUUCCUCUUUAAUGAGAGAAACAAAACUCAAGAUAUCUUCAUAUUACACCCUUAAUUAGCUUUUGUAAUAGA
This is a messenger RNA of Brassica oleracea var. oleracea, 757 nucleotides long. RefSeq lists its product as uncharacterized. The record is from RefSeq and is a predicted model, not a curated record. The transcript has 4 exons. Lineage: Eukaryota; Viridiplantae; Streptophyta; Magnoliopsida; Brassicales; Brassicaceae. The coding region runs from base 46 to 603 and encodes 185 amino acids.